CAGUCAGGAGCUGCCUGCAGGUGACAAUCUGGCCAACACGCACAUCAUCCACCGCCGGCCUAAUUCAACAGACGACGUCAGCUUUUCCAUCAUCCUGAUCACUCCCAACUUCCCAUCGCAUCGCACAUUUUGUCUCAGAAUUUACAAUCCUCCCUUACACUUCCAUUAGUCUUCUCAUCGUGCAAUUAGUAUUGUAGCGAGCAAGACCUGCAUCCUGCCAAAAUGUCGUUCCAAGAUAAGACUCAGCACCAGAUCUCUCAGCUCGACAAGGAGCUUUCUAAAUACCCCGUCCUCAACAACUUCGAGAAACAGACCAGCGUCCCCAAGGUCUAUGCCUUCCUCGGACUUGUCGGACUCUACUUCUUCCUCGUCUUUUUUAACAUUGGAGGGGAAUUCCUGGUCAACUUUGCCGGUUUCAUAAUCCCAGGAUACUAUUCUCUGGAUGCACUCUUCAGUGCUAACAAGGUCGAUGACACUCAGUGGCUGACAUACUGGGUUGUCUAUGCCUUCCUCACCGUCUUCGAGAGCCUGAUCAAUGCUGUCUACUGGUUUCCGUUUUACUAUGUAUUCAAGUUCAUUUUGAUCCUCUGGAUGGCCCUCCCAGUCACUAAUGGUGCCCAAAUCGUCUUCCGAUCCUUCAUUCAGCCGGUCUUCUCUCGCUUCUUCAGCCAAAGUGGUAGCACCGCCGCAGACGUUCGAGGCAAGGCUGAUGCUGCUUUCAAAAGCCAGUAAACGGUUGAAAGACUCCUACAAAGACUUCAUACGGGAAUUGAGGGAUAUCGCUGACGCUUGAUGCGAUACAUAUCGGAACACAAUUAUUGUUGCGGGUGACGAAUAUCUGGAGGUUGAUAAGCUUACGACGGGAGAAAUGGUGCAAGCGCGCGGAUCAUGCUUGUGGCGAGGAGUGUGCAGUGUGGAUUGCUUUGGAAGCUGGGCUCUAUGGGAAUGAAAUGACGUUUCUGUGUAAUUGCACAAAUAGACCUAUCGAUGGUGCCUUGACCAAUGCGGCGAAAUGAUUGGCUGCAGGUAGACGGAUUUGAAGAGUGGUUUUGCUUAUAAUAUGCUUUCAAAGUACGUGAAUCUACUUGAGUAGUGGUUUGCUGCAUCGCAACUCAACCCAAAGGGGGUCAUUUCAGUUCCAGCCCCCAAAUCCUCUUUCAGCAUUCUCUUGCUGUUUUGGAUUGACAAAUAUUUUGUAUGGGAAUGGAUUCUGAUCGCUU
Molecule: messenger RNA, 1220 nt
Organism: Exophiala xenobiotica
Lineage: Eukaryota; Fungi; Ascomycota; Eurotiomycetes; Chaetothyriales; Herpotrichiellaceae
Product: protein yop1
Exons: 3
Coding region: 223-732 (169 amino acids)
Source: RefSeq, a predicted model, not a curated record